Messenger RNA from Aspergillus pseudotamarii, 7361 nucleotides. RefSeq lists its product as uncharacterized. The record is from RefSeq and is a predicted model, not a curated record. The transcript has 3 exons. NCBI's taxonomy places the organism in Eukaryota, Fungi, Ascomycota, Eurotiomycetes, Eurotiales, Aspergillaceae. The coding region runs from base 460 to 6924 and encodes 2154 amino acids.
UUUUCUUUUUUUUUUUUUUUGUUCUGUUUUUCACAAUCCUUGCUUCCCUGCUGUACGACGUGCUUUGAUGCGACCAAGAGUUAUCUGCUUUUGCUUUGUUUUGACGAAUUGAUAUGCCUAACGACCUUAAUUGACGAACAUUCUUCUGCGCAUUCCACCUACACUAACCCCUCUUGCCCCCGAUCCCAGAUUUAUUCUUUCAUCAACGAACGAACCAUACAGGAAGUUCACCCUAUAAGCCAGGUCUCACAAUGCCGGCGGCUCACACUCGCGACGGUUCCCGAGAUCGGGAGCUCGUUGUCAGAAACCAAUCAAUUCCCAUGUAUGUCUCAAGUCGCACCUAAACAAAGGCUUUCUGCCGCCCCAUGGCAAAUGAGGGACUGCCUCAGACUGACCUGGACAUCGUGGAAAUGAAGGUGGGACAGUUCAGAUCCCGAACGGGCGCCUCCGCCGCUGCCCAUGAAUCCCGGUUCGACCAGUCCGGCGACGAAGGGCAACGUUUCGCCCGGUAUCCAAGCGAUGGCGGCUACCUUUACAGAGAAGAUGCGGGAAAACGCCCCAAGUCCAUAUAUCUCCAACCCAAUGCCACCGAAACCUUCGUCGCCGGAGAAGUCUCUGAUCAAAGGCCAAUUCCACAAGCGAAUGCAGUCAUUCCAGAAUAGCUCGGAUCCGCGAUCUGAGUUCCUAAACUACCUAGAGAGCAAAUCGCCGGAACGGCCUCAACGAGCGUCAACGUUUGAUUCUGCGACAAAGCUGCCGGAGAAGAGUUUAAUGAAGUCUGAGAUAGAAGAGCCGGAGCCAGAGCACGAGCCCCCGAACUUGCUCAUCUCGCCCCGGUAUCUCUCCAAACCGAUCCUGGGGGAAAGCACCCCCCCUUCUGCCACCAUGCUCGCGCUGCAGAACAUGCAACUACCCCCCGAGCCUGCUUCGCAACCAAAGAGCGUCGAAUCAGAUCCGUUCGUGGGUCCGAGCCGUCCUCCUAACUAUAGCUUCGAAUCCUUGUCCACGCAAAUCCACAGUCUCACCGACAUUGCCAGCAACCUCCAGCGCGAAAUGGCCCAACUCAGCCGGCGAAGCAAAGACAAUGCGACAGACCUCGUUAGCCUGAAAGCCGCCACGAAUGCGCGAGACGAGGAUAUCCGGAAAAGCCUCCGGGAGCUAUCCUCCAACUUGAACUCGAGGUUCUUGGAUCCUGAUGCAGCCACAAGGUUUGAUUUCAGUGCUCUCCUGGGUUCUGAUAGUGGUGUUAACAAUAGGGAAUCGGAUAGUUCUCCGAACUCGAAGAAGAGCUAUGGACGGAUGCCAAGUCCUAAUCCCUUCGCGGCGGCAAUGGAACGCGAGUUGGCCGCUUCGCCUACGCCCAUAUCCGAUGGAUCGGCCAGUAUUGCGCUAUUGGAGAAGGUGCUCCGGGAGAUGGCCACCAAGGAAGGUCAGGAAAAGCUCACGGAAUUGGUCGACGAGAUUAAAGCCCGCCCCGUCUCCGACGCUUCCGGCGAACCGCUUGAUAGUAGGACAACAAGGAUGCUGGAGGAGAUCCUGAGUAUCAUCAGAGAUGAGUCGGAGAGUAAGGCUUUGGUGCGGACACGUGCACCCUCUGUCACCGGUUCUACUGCUUUCAAGACAGGCCGAUCAAAAUCCAUGGACCCUGAGCAUUUAUACAUUCCGGACCUGGACAUGGUCCCCGGGGAUAACGGCCGACUAUCAACACGCUCUAUGUCCCACUCUGACGAGCAGACGACGGAAGAAAUGCUAUCGAUCAUGCGACGUGUGAAGAACAGCGUGAUUGAAGGAGGCGGGAUGACCAAUGAAGUGAAAGCACUGGUACGCGAGUUGCGCGGCGAGGUGCUGGGCAUGGGGCGAAACCUGGCCCGGAAACUGGACGAAAUCGAGAUAGCUCGCGAGGCCGCAGAGGACAAGCCAGCCGGCCCCGGAAAGGAGGAGAUAUCCGCGAUUGUCAACGACUGUCUAUGCGACCUGAAGGAGCAGCUGGAAGCAAUUGUGACCGAAAAUAAGCAGCAUUCAACUGCUCUGUCAGAAUUCCGCUCCGCGAUGGACGGCGCCGAGAUUUACUCCAUUGUCCAACGGGCCUUUAAUGAUCUCGACUUAUCACAGUUUCGGGAUGAGCCAAGGGGCGCCACGAUGGAGAAGGACGACAUCCUGGAUGCAGUUCGAGAUGCCUGGGAAACGUACAAGCCCGAGAUUGAGCUGGAGAACUUUGGACUUGAACGUGAUGAGAUCUUGGAAUGUUUGUCAGAUGGUCUCAAAGCCUAUCAGCCGCGGCAUGAAGAUGCUGUCACAUAUGAUCAAGUCCUGGCAGCUGUACAGGCGGGUAUGCAGCAGUUUGAACAACCACCCACUAUCACCAAGGACGAGAUCGUGCACACAAUCCGUGAAUGUCUCGAAACCUCUCAGACUGCUACCAGAUCCGUACACGACGAGAAGCUGGAUGCUAUCCGGGAAGAUAUACUGCAGGCAGUUACCCAAUCCGUAGCAUCCCAGAGUGCACUUACAAGGGAGUCACUGGACUCUGGCCUUGGUCGCGAAGAGAUCUUGAGCGCUGUCGCAGCGGGUAUCCAAGCGCACUUUACCUCUGCUCGCCAGCUUGAGCAACCACACGUUACCAAGGAGGAGGUCGCCAGUGCGAUCAACGACGCAUUCUAUGCCCAGCAGUCGGCUGUCAGUACCAACAUCCAGCCUACAGUUUCCCGCGACGAAAUUCUCGCUGCUAUUGCCGAGGGCCUGGAGGCCCAGAACAGCAUGACCCGGGAGAUCGAAUUGAACAAGGACGAUCUAAUGGAAGCUAUCUCAGCUGGUCUUCACGAAGCCAACGCCGAGAACCACCAUGUCGGGGAUCAGAUCCUUGAACGAGUCAUGGAGCACCAUGACGGCAUGAGAGAGGAGCUGAAGCAGCAGUCUCUUGCUAAGGAGAACGAUACCAUGCAGAUCCUGGACGCAAUCAAAGAUGGUAUCGCUGUCGUGCGACAGGAGGUCGAAGGUUACGCUGCUACCGCCGCCGAAGCCUCUGGCACGCAUGAAAUCAUGGACACCGUGAAGGAAGGCUUCCGACUGCUCCAGGCAGACAUGGAAAGGACAAUUGCCGAGAGCGUAGUGGCUAGUGUUCCUCGCAACCCGGAUACCCCAGAGCUUCUCGAUGCAAUGGAGAAGGAGUUUGAGCACCUUCGAUCUACGAUUAGCUCUCUCCUUCGGACGGAACAGAGCACCUCAAGUGAUAAGGACGAGAUCCUCGACGCCAUUCGCGAUGUCUCCGAGGCUCAGAAAGGUCCCAAGAGCCAAGACAUUGCCAGCAUGAUCAAAAAUGAAUUUGAGCAGCUCCGGGAGUCGAUGAACAUGAGUCUUGUUCGUGCGGAGCCCGAAGCGCCGAAGAGUGACAAAGAUGAGAUCAUUGCCGCUCUUCGUGAGAGUCUGGACACUUUCCGGAGCGAGAAGAGUGAGAAGAGCGACAAGGAUGACAUCAUCGCUGCACUUCGCGAGCAUCUCGAGAGCUCCCGUGGUGAGCGCUCCGAUAAGGAUGAAAUCAUUGCCGCUCUUCGUGAGAGCUUUGACACUUUCCGAGGCGAGAAGAGCGAGACAAGUGAGAAGGAUGAGAUCAUUGCUGCACUUCGCGAGCAUCUCGAGAGCUUCCGUGGUGAGCGCACCGAUAAGGACGAGAUCGUUGCCGCUUUGCGGGAGAACCUUGAGACUUUCCGUGAUGAGGGCAGUCGUUCGCGGGACCUUGGCGAAACUGAGUUCUCAACUGGUGACCUGAUUGACGUCUUCAACGAUGGUGUUGGUAAUAUUCGGGAUGACCUGGGCAAACUUCUGGAAAGACCAGUUGAGUUCGAUUACAAUGAGCUUCUUGACACUCUGAAGGAAGGGCUUAGCAGCCUCAAGGCUGAUGUUGAGAUGCUGCGCAAGUCCCAGCUGGACGCAGAAGACGUGACCACAACCAGAGGUGGAGAGCUGAUGCUUGCCAGUCAAGCCAACCAACCUACCCCAUACAAUCAACCCGACAUUAGCAGUGACAUGGAAGCGCUCAAAUCUCUCAUUUCCCAGCUCCAAACAAAGGUCGAAGCCAUCGAAUCCACACCACGAGCCGCUGAACCAGCCACAGACGCUCUCAAGAAAGAACACCUGGAUGAGGUCCUGGCAGGCCUACACGAACUCCAAGGUUCCGUCACGGGCAUUGUGGCGCGUGAGAACCCUCCAGAUGAGGCCACGGCCAAAAAGGAGGACACGGAUGCGAUCGAGACGUUGUUGCGGAGCACGAAAGCUCAGCUGGACGAGAUGAAGUUCCCCGCUGCGGACGAGCUGGCAAGAGCCGAGCAGCUUGGCAGCUUGGAAACUAUAGUCAAGGAGACGAAGGAAGCCCUAUUCGAACUAAGCACCCGUUUGGAAGCCGAGGGCCCGACCAAGUCCGAGAUCGGUACUCUGGAGACUCUCAUGAAGGAUAUGUGGCUUGCCCUCGACGAGUUGAAAGGCAAAGGCCCAGAAGGCGGGAGCGACACUGAGAAAUUGGUCAAGGCUGACCUGCAGACAGUAGAGGCCAUGAUAUUUGAAGUGAAGACCCAACUCGACGAGUUCAAGCUUCCCGACCCAGAGACCUUGCCUACCAAGACCGAGGUUCAGGAUCUAUCGGCCCUGGUCACCGAGUUCAAGGAGAAGGUGGAGGCUGAGAAUGAAUUGACAGCCCAAGGAUUCGAGGCCCGCAAAGUCGAACACGCCGGUCUCGCCGAGAAGAUCGAGGAAGCCAAGGCUGUGGUUGAAGGACUUGGCGACGAGCUCAAGAGCAAGCUGGACGGAAGCAGUGAGGGUCUCUCUGAACUGAAGCAGCUUCUGGAAGGCUUAGCGGUCUCUGCAGAAAGUUUUACGACAGUCGAAAAUGUUAAGGAGCUCACAGAACUCAUCAAUCGCGAGUUCGAGCGGGCACGCGGUGAACAGGACGCGCACAAGCUCGAAAAGGAGGAGCGCGACGCGGCUUCUCUUGUCAAGCAGGACGAGACCAGAGCGGCUAUCAUCGUGGAACUUGGAGCGAAGAUCGACGAGAAACUGGGCGAAGUCAUGGCUAAAUAUGAUGACAUGCAGACUGCGAUGGAUACAAAAUUCUCGCAGUCUGUUGAACGUGACAACGCCCACCUUGAAGCCGCUACUAACACUAAAUCCCUCGCGGAGGACAUCAAGCUUGUUAUCGGUACCAUGGGCGACAGCGUCAAUGAAGCCUGUGAGCGUAUCAGUGAGGAUACCAAGUCCUUCCUGGAGAAGGUGGAUGUCUCGUAUAACAAGAUGGAGGAGAUGCACAAUGAAGUGAAGACCCAACAGGAACAGGCCCGAUCUGACAUUGAGCGGGCAGCAGCUGCAACGGAUCGUGUGGAAAGCAAGCUGCACGAGUUCCACCCACAAGUCUUGGAGUCUAUCCAGGAGAUUCUCAACAUUGUCGGACAGCAUUACGAUCACUCGCAGAAGUCGGCUGAGGCUAUCAAGACGGACCUGUCUGCUCUUCCUUCGACUAUUCCCCAGAUGCUCCCCGCUUUGCCACCCCCCGAGCCCGAAAAGUACGAUGACAGCAAGGUCCAGGAGAAGCUGGAUAACCUAUUGCAUCAUGCGAAAAAUGAAAAGGUGCAGGAGGCCCUCAACAUUCUGGUUGAGCGGGUGACAAACGACCAAGUGCAUGAGAAACUUGACCAGCUCCUCAGCCAGACGACUAGCACCAAUAGUCAGAUGUAUGACAAGUUGGAUGAGCUGCUCAACCACGCUGCGGAGAAUAACGGGCCAAUCCACGAUAAGCUCGAUACCAUCAUCGAUCAUGCAACAAAUACCGACCAGUCCGUCACGCAGAUGAUGAAGCUGGACGAGAUGCACAAGGAUAUUAUGGAGACGUCCCGCAAGAUGACCGAGAUGUUUGCAGCCCAGUCCGCAAUCGUGGCUGAGGAUAACGAACGCAAACGCCGCGAGGCGGAAGAGGCUGCGGUUGCUCUCGAGCGGCGAAACGCACAGAAAGAGCAAGUGGAAUCCGAGAUCGUCGACCUCAAGGAUGAGAAGGAAUCUCUUCUGAAGAUGAUCCAGACCCUGAAGGCCGAGAAGGAGGACCUUGUUAAGCAGACCACGAAACUCGGAAAGGAGCUGUCCAGCUUGGAGAUGGCUCUGGAGCUCCGUCACGAGGAGAUGCAGGUCAUGGAGGACCGCGCAGACAGUCUCGAGAAGCGCAUCUUGGAAGGUGUUCUCGACCACGCUCGUAGCGUUUUGCUUAGCCGGCCCAACAAUGGUCUGAACAUGAAGAAGUCGCGGGGCUCUCGGGCUCGCGGCCCUAGUGCUGCUAGCACUUCAAGCACUGCACGGGAAGCUCGGAAUAUCUUGAACAACAGUGUUAGUAUGGCAUUAAGGAAGCGGUCUCAGGCACAGUCCCAGGCCGGGGCUGCUACUCCGACGAAGGACGGCAAGGAGAGACGGAUCCUCAGUUUGAGUAACAUGACCGGCAACCGCGGACCUACCGAUCGCCAGUCUAGUGUCGGCAGCGGGUUUGCCAGCUUGAAGCGCAGUCACUCUGUGAAGUCCAACGUCUCCGACCGGAAGUCUUCCUGGGGCGGCAGAAGCUCCAUGGUAAACAAAGAGAAUGAGGUGUUCCCCGAGGAGGACGAGAACCGCAGUGACAUCGAAAGCGACGUUGGUACGGGGCGAAAAGCAAGCUACGCCAGCAGUAUAAAGUAUGGGGCAGGUAGCACCGUGUCUAAUGAUCGACGAAUGAGUGGCUCUAGCACCGCCACUGAGAUCGUUGGCAAGGGCUCAGUUGCCGAUGAUGGGGACGGUGCUUCGGAGACACUUGACGAUCCUAAAGCCGACGAUCCCGAACUAGACUCCGAGUCAUCCAAAAUGGUGCUUUACGGACAACAUAGCGACAGUGGGAUUGGUGUAGCGAGCGUCGCGGGGUAGCUUCAGGUGAUGGCCUGAUUGAUGUUUUGACCUAUGAUCAUGUGCAGCCUGAUAUGGAUUCUUGAGAUACCACCGACGGAUGGUUCCGCCGGACAAGUUCCAGCAGUGUUUAGGGUUGUUCUAGACUCGUCUCUUUUGUACUUUCCUUUGUUGAUAGUUUUGUUUAGCUUGAAUGCAUAUGAUGUUUUGCAUGUGUCCCUUGCACGACUGUAGUCCAAACUUUCUAGUCACAUAAUAAAACGCCAUUCCAGACGAAUAUCUCUGUUCUGCUGACUAGAUCUUGCCUCAUUCUUAACCAUGUUUCCCACGCCGGAUAUCCACAUGAUAGGCUUCGACCGUGAUGUCAAGACUCUUGGGAUAGAAUUUGCCGGAGCAUAAAAGCAUACAACAUUGACUCACGGGCAUGGGUGAUACGCGUGUUUCUCGAGUAAGAUAGG